Sorex araneus (European shrew) is the source of this 975-nucleotide messenger RNA. Its product is annotated as olfactory receptor 1D2-like. The transcript has a single exon. Gene Ontology annotation, biological process: G protein-coupled receptor signaling pathway. NCBI's taxonomy places the organism in Eukaryota, Metazoa, Chordata, Mammalia, Eulipotyphla, Soricidae. Gene Ontology annotation, molecular function: G protein-coupled receptor activity; olfactory receptor activity. The coding region runs from base 7 to 975 and encodes 322 amino acids. The record is from RefSeq and is a predicted model, not a curated record. Gene Ontology annotation, cellular component: membrane.
AAUUACAUGUUGGUGUUAGUAUUGCAGAUAACCAGGGAAAUGGACAGAGUCAACCAGAGUGAAAUCUCAGAGUUUCUACUCCUGGGGAUCUCAGAGAAACCUGAAGAGCAGCAGGCCCUUUUCUGGAUGUUCCUGGUCAUGUACUUGGUCACAGUGGUAGGAAAUGUGCUCAUCAUUCUGGCCAUUUGCUCUGACUCCCACCUGCACACGCCCAUGUACUUCUUCCUGACCAACCUCUCCUUCACUGACCUCUUUUUUGUCACCAAUACAAUUCCCAAGAUGCUGGCAAACCUUCAGUCUCAGGACAAAACCAUAUCUUAUGCAGGGUGCCUGACACAGCUUUAUUUCCUGGUCUCCUUGGUGGCCCUGGACAACCUUAUUCUGGCUGUGAUGGCAUAUGACCGCUUUGUAGCCAUAUGUCGCCCUCUCCACUAUUCCACAGUCAUGAGCCCUAGACUCUGUAUAUUCCUCCUCACCACAUGUUGGGUGCUUUCCAUUCUCUAUGGCCUCAUCCACACCCUUCUCAUGACCAGAGUGACUUUCUGUGGGUCUCAGAAGAUUCAUUACAUCUUCUGUGAGAUGUAUGUGCUUUUGAGGCUUGCCUGUUCCAACACUGAGCUCAAUCACACAGUGCUGAUUGCCACAGGUUGCUUCAUCUUCUUCACCCCCUUAGGGUUCAUGACCAUGUCCUACAUCCGGAUUGUGAGAGCCAUCCUUCGCAUACCCUCAGCUACAGGGAAAUAUAAAGCCUUCUCCACUUGUGGUUCCCAUUUGGCUGUGGUCUCUCUGUUCUAUGGGACACUUGGUAUGGUCUAUCUGCAGCCCCUCCACAGCUACUCCAUGAAAGAUUCUGUUGCUACAGUGAUGUAUGCUGUGGUGACACCCAUGAUGAACCCUUUCAUCUAUAGCCUGAGGAACAAGGACAUGCAUGGGGCACUGAAAAAAAUCUUUCUAGUUUUUCAGAGGUUGACCUGA